This is a messenger RNA of Drosophila takahashii, 2204 nucleotides long. RefSeq names its product triforce (gene tfc). Gene Ontology annotation, molecular function: signaling receptor activity; carbohydrate binding. The record is from RefSeq and is a predicted model, not a curated record. NCBI's taxonomy places the organism in Eukaryota, Metazoa, Arthropoda, Insecta, Diptera, Drosophilidae. Gene Ontology annotation, biological process: biological process involved in interspecies interaction between organisms. Gene Ontology annotation, cellular component: external side of plasma membrane.
GUUUUAGUUGCGUUCAAACGCUUUAGUCUGUAAGUUAACACGGCGGCCGAGAAAAUCGUACAGAUCGUAUAUUAUAUCGUAUGGCGGUGCUCAAAGCCUAGAUGUUAACUCUUCGGUGGAUCGUCGCCGAAUGCGAGCAACUUUUGAGAUCGGUUCACAAAAGACCAUAAAAAAGUGGGAGAGACCCCGAAAGCACUCCAAUUCUCUCGAGUCUCAAUCUCUAACUCCCUCUCUCUGCGAAAGCGGAAAGAAAGUGAAUUGAGUGGAGAUCUAACUGGGUGAUUACUUAAUCCGCGACCAGGCAUCGAACCCAGGUCUCUUAAAAAAUUCACUUUGGAAGGCGAAAAAUUAAUGACUUAAAGUUAAAGACCCCCAACCCCGCCCCCUUCGAUCUUCGUUGACAGUUGGGCGGAGAAAACCGAAAAGUAUUUGAAUAUUAAAACUAGAUCCGAUCCGCGAGAUACAAAACAUUUCCCCCGAAUAACAUUUUUGAUAAUUUAGAAAGCGAAGCUGCAUACCAAAUAAGCAAGAGAUUUGAAACCUGCGAAAGACCAACAUCGUUCAGUUGGCUUUCAGUUACAGCUCGAGAUCGGAGGUUAUUAUACCAUACCAUCCCAUCCAUAACUUGCUUUCGCCCCGGUUUUCGGUUUCCCAAAGAGAUCUCCCGAAAGUGCACUUGCAACUUUUACACUUUUACACUUGGUGUCUAAAGAUAUUCGCGUGAAAAAGUACAAAAACGGUGAUAAUGUUACGCCCCACGAUUAUCGUAGUGCUCAUCUCGUUGGCCAGUGUCGAUUCCGGUCAUAAUACACCCGUUAACACAAAAGUACCGGCAAUGGGACACAUAAGUAAUAUUCCCAAUGGUUUCCAUCUCAAUCAAAACCCACACACCGAAGGGAAUGCGAGUGACAGCAAUAUUAUGGCCAAUAUCGGAGGAGGUGGAGGAAAUAGUGGCCGUGAUAAGAGAGGCGCCCAACUGGAUCAGAGCGAGAUAGCCCGCCAGAAUCAGAUAACGCAGCAGAUAUUUGCCAAUUACUUGGAGCGCCGGCUGUUUCCCAAUCGAACAGCUAACCAAAAGAUACCCACCAUUGCGGAUAUCCUGCCCAAGCCGAAACCAUCGCCCAGGCCGCGUCCUCGAGGAUUUUCGGCCAGUGAUGGAGGAAAUUUUAAGAGGAGCGGUGGUGGCACCCAAAGGAAUCGUCUGGCAGCUGCCUCCGCCAAAAGACAAUCCACUUACAAUCGUAAGCGAUUAAGGGAGGAGGAAGAGGAGGAGCAGGAGCAGGAUCAGGAUCAGGAUCUGGAUCGGGAUCAGCAGCCGCAGGCCAACCAGGAGGACUUCGACUACGAUGUGCAGGAAUCACUGCAGAGCGUGGAGUCGGAGCAGCAUGAUCAGUAUGUGGGCAACAUUUUCCAUCGGGAUCCCAGCGAAAAUGAAGUCGAUAAUGACUGCCCCAACUGCGUGGACGAGUCGCAAUACACGCCGAACAAAUGGACGAUGCCGCUGCUGAAACUCGGGGAGAAGCGCUACUACCUCGGCAUCUUCUUCAAGGCAAACUGGUUCAAAGCCACACAAUAUUGCCGGUACCAUGGCAUGCAUCUGGCCAGCAUUUCAUCACAGGAAGAGAACGAUAGACUGGAGAAGCACAUACGUGACUUUGGCCUGGGCCACGAACAUUUCUGGAUUUCCGGCACGGACCUGGCCGACGAGGGCAACUUCUUCUGGAUGGCCACCGGUCGACCCAUCACAUUCACCAACUGGAACGCCGGGGAGCCCAACAAUUUCCGGUACGAGAACGGCGAGGAGGAGAACUGUUUGGAGCUGUGGAACCGCGAUGGCAAGGGCCUCAAGUGGAACGACUCGCCCUGCAGCUUCGAGACCUACUUUGUCUGCGAAGUGCAGCCCAAUUAAAGGGGGAAGGGAUAUCUAUUUAUCCAUGGAUCCAAGGAUUCAUAACCCUAAUCCAUAUGCGAUCAAGUGAUUAACUAGUUGGGCUUAAAUUGGCGUUAACUGGCGGUUAAGUGAAGGUGAAUGUGAAUGUCGAACACUCACAGCUGAAACGAUCUAAAUUCGCGUAUUCUUAGCUUAGUUGCGUAAGUGUAAAAAAAUUCUUGUUGAUAAUUAGCUAGUAAACCUAAUUAAAUUAUGCCUAGGAUUGCCUGUAUUUUCUCAUGUAAAAUAUAAAUAAAAUGUAUCAUACAAAAGA